Molecule: messenger RNA, 1540 nt
Organism: Corylus avellana
Lineage: Eukaryota; Viridiplantae; Streptophyta; Magnoliopsida; Fagales; Betulaceae
Product: serine/threonine-protein phosphatase PP2A catalytic subunit
Molecular function (GO): protein serine/threonine phosphatase activity
Source: RefSeq, a predicted model, not a curated record
AAAUACGGUUUUGAAUUUAUUUUUCCAUUUUUUUUUUCUAAAAGAGAGAAAUAGAGAGAGCGAGCGCUAAGAGAGCGAGGCAUGCUCGAAAGGUCGUACCCAAAGCGAUCGUCAAAACGAUUCGUUUCGUUCUCCGUCUCCGCGUUUCGAUCCGAAACCCUAACCCUACCAUUUCACAGAUCCGUUUCGAGUAAAUCGGAAAUCUUGGAGAUCGGUCGAGCCGAGUUUUUGUACGCGGCUUUCGAUCAGUGAAAUCGGCGAUCUUGGCGGCGUGGAUCUGAGCGGGAAGAGGUUGAUAAAGAGAGACUAAAACGAUGCCGUCACAUUCGGAUCUGGACCGUCAGAUCGAGCAUCUGAUGGAGUGCAAGCCGUUACCGGAGGCGGAGGUGAAGACGCUGUGCGAUCAGGCGAGGGCGAUUCUAGUGGAGGAGUGGAACGUGCAGCCGGUGAAGUGCCCGGUGACGGUGUGCGGUGAUAUCCACGGCCAGUUCUACGAUCUCAUCGAGCUGUUUCGGAUAGGAGGGAAUGCGCCCGAUACAAAUUAUCUCUUUAUGGGCGAUUAUGUAGAUCGUGGGUACUACUCAGUGGAGACUGUCACACUUUUGGUGGCUCUGAAAGUUCGUUAUAGAGAUAGGAUCACAAUUCUUAGGGGGAAUCAUGAGAGCAGGCAAAUAACUCAAGUGUAUGGUUUUUAUGACGAAUGCUUGAGAAAAUAUGGAAAUGCCAAUGUGUGGAAGUACUUCACUGAUUUAUUUGAUUAUCUACCCCUCACAGCUCUUAUUGAGAGUCAGAUCUUCUGUUUGCAUGGAGGUCUUUCGCCAUCUUUGGAUACGUUGGACAAUAUUCGAGCCUUGGACCGUAUACAGGAGGUUCCGCAUGAAGGACCAAUGUGUGAUCUCUUAUGGUCUGAUCCAGACGACCGCUGUGGGUGGGGAAUAUCUCCACGUGGUGCUGGAUAUACAUUUGGGCAGGAUAUAGCUGCUCAGUUCAACCAUACCAAUGGGCUGACACUGAUUUCAAGAGCCCACCAGCUUGUCAUGGAAGGGUACAACUGGUGUCAGGAAAAGAACGUGGUGACAGUAUUUAGUGCUCCAAACUAUUGUUACCGUUGUGGGAAUAUGGCUGCAAUACUGGAAAUUGGGGAGAAUAUGGACCAGAACUUUCUGCAGUUUGAUCCAGCCCCUCGACAAAUUGAGCCCGACACCACACGCAAGACGCCCGAUUAUUUUUUGUAAUUUCAUAUAUCUGCCUGCUGCUUGUAAUCCCUGUUUUCUGCUGUGCUAUUGUAGAUGUGUCUUUAAAAAAGAGGAGUUCUGUUGUUUAAGUUGAGGGUUAUCAUCAACAUGAUUCUUUUGUUUGGAGUUUGUGCUGCUGCUGCUUUAUUGAUUUCCUCAAGAAACUCAUAGGAGAACUGACAGAAGCCACCAAUGGCCUGUUUUCUUGUAUAUUUUCGGGAAGGAGGAAGCGGCAAUAACAUGGUAUAUUUGUUCUGUAAUUUUGCAAAAUUAAGUUAGAGAGCAGAUUUUUGAAACUGUUGUCA